GUCUUGAUUUUCUUUCGUUUUCAGGUACUUCAAUUUGUUGCUACCAAUCCUGGCAAUGCUCCAAUUUUCCAAAGGUGGGCCUAUUAUUGCUUUCCAGGUUGAAAACGAAUAUGGUAGCACGGAAAAAAAAGGAAAAUUUGUUCCUGAUAGAACUUACCUCCGACAAUUACGCCAACUCAUGAUUAAUAACGGUAUAGUAGAACUACUUGUGACAUCUGAUAGUCCUUCUCUCCAUGGAAGUAUUGGAACGCUACCUGGAGUUUUCCUACAAACCGCAAAUUUUGCCAGUAAUCCUGAAUAUGAAUUUCGAAAAUUGAAACGGCUGCAGCCUAAUCGACCAAUAAUGGCCAUGGAGUUUUGGAGUGGUUGGUUCGACCAUUGGUCAGAAUUACACCAUGUGCGAAGUGAUGACAGUUUUGCUGAUACUUAUGAGCGAAUUUUGAAAUAUCCAGCUUCAGUGAAUAUAUAUAUGUUCCACGGUGGAACCAGUUUUGGAUUCAUGAAUGGUGCUAACUUGGAAAACUCUUUGACUGAUAAUUCUGGGUACCAACCAGAUACGACAAGUUAUGAUUACGAUUCACCGUUGACUGAAAGUGGUGAUUACACAGUGAAGUACGUUUUGAUGAAGGAGUUGCUGAGAAGAUAUAAUCCAGUAUUAACGAGAAUUCCCCAAACACCUCAUCAACUGCCGAAAAUAGUAUACGAUCCUGCACCAAUUGAUGGUCAACUUCUUCUUGAUGAAAUGUUGGAGGGCUCUCAAAAAAUUUUCAGCGAAAAUUUAAUGUCUAUGGAAUUAUUGCCCAUCAAUAAUAUGUCCGGUCAAAGCUACGGUUACAUUGUCUACAGAAGAAGGUUUCUCGAUAUGCCAGCACGUUCAGUACUGACCAUAGGAGGAAGGAUAUGCGACAGCCUAGUUGUUCUCAUUAAUGGAGAACUGGUAUCGAAACCUUUGAAUGUGACGAAUGAUUUAAACGGUUUUGGAUUUUGGAGACUGAAAGAUUCUAAAUUACACCUAAGAAAUGAGAAUCUGCAAAAUGCUACCUUAGAUUUGGUUGUAGAGAAUUGGGGAAGAAAUAACUUUGGAUAUUUGGAUCAAUUCAAUCAAUUCAAAGGUCUUUGGCAGGGAAGCAUUUACUUGAACAAGAAAGAAAUAAAAAAUUGGCUCAUUAUUCCACUGGAAUUCAGGAAAUGGUGGACGAAUCAACUUUCUGGCUGGCAUAAACCAAAUAAACUAGAUUACUUUGGUCCAUCUUUAUAUAAAACAAGUUUCUUCGUUAAUGAAACAAUUGAUACAUACUUAGAUAUGCGAAAUUGGUGUAAAGGAAUAGUAAUAAUCAAUGGGUUUGUAUUGGGUCGAUAUUCCAGAAUAGGACCACAGCAAACACUGUACUUACCUGGGCCUUUUUUGAAAGUAGGUUGGAAUAAUGUGAUUAUUUACGAGCAUUACUAUUCAUCGGAUCGAAUUGUGUUUUCAAAUAGACCAAUAUAUGAAACAAGAACAAAUUUUGAAUCCUUGACUCAUUUAAGAAAUAACCGGAUAUAGUCAAUUGAAUAUAAUGAAUUUUUUUUAAGAAAGAUGGGAUGGUCAUUUGAGAGUGUUGAUGAUUUGUUUGAUUGAAGAAAGAUUUCCUAGUUGAAUGUAACCAUUCCCUAUUUAUUCUAUUUAUUCUGUAUAUGACGUGGAAUAUUGAGAAAUUUUUAGGUAUAAGAUAUCAACAAUAGGCUGUAUUGCAUGUCUCGUUGUUUUCGCGUUGAUAUUAUUCUGAAACCAUUCUAAUUCUCAAUACAACAGAAUGUUCCCUUAUUUCUUCCAAACAAAAAUCUAGAUAUUGUGAAGUUGUUAUUCUAAGUUCGAUUUCAUCCCUUCAAUUUUAUGUUACAUCAAAACAACUUACUAAUUGACAGAUGUUUCAAGUUGUAUACAGCACUACCUCUCAAAUCCGGUUAUUGCAAAUUAGAGAAGUUUGUACUUUUACAAUACGACACCAUACAGUAGGUAUUUGUGGACCAUUCUUCACAGAAAUACUCCGCUUGGCGAGUGCAAUGGCUACGCCACCAAGACUCAGAUGUCUUCUGACGUCAUACAUGUCUCUGAAGUUUGCGGUUGUCUGUUUGGAGUUCUAUUGUUUCUAUCGCUUUCCUGAAUUACAUUCGGAAAAUAUUGAGUAUACCCUAUAAUCAAGUGAAAAGAUGUUACGCCUAUGAAAAUAUGUCGGCAUAUGGUCUAUUAUCGCUAAAAAUUUAUUCAGUUCAACUUAAUUCUAGAAAGGUUUCAGCGUUUUGGUACUGGAAAGAAUCUCGAAUAUGAUGACAGUGAAACAGAUAGAGAAAUAAUUUAGAGCUUAUGUGAAUAAAUUCUAUUCUUAUUUUA
This is a messenger RNA of Leptinotarsa decemlineata (Colorado potato beetle), 2371 nucleotides long. RefSeq names its product beta-galactosidase-1-like protein 2. NCBI's taxonomy places the organism in Eukaryota, Metazoa, Arthropoda, Insecta, Coleoptera, Chrysomelidae. The record is from RefSeq and is a predicted model, not a curated record. Gene Ontology annotation, molecular function: beta-galactosidase activity. Gene Ontology annotation, biological process: carbohydrate metabolic process.